AGUGAUAAAUAUGCCAAUGGCGACUUUGGUUGAUUUGUGCAUUCUUAUUUUAAUAAAUAUCUCAUUAUUUUAAUAAUUUCAAUGUAUUUAUAAAGUUUUUAAUCGAUUAUAAUAGUGAAGUUUAUUAAUUCAUGCAAAAGUUAUGAAAUAAACUUUGAUAUGCCCCUUACUGCAGUGUUCUACAGUGGUUUGUAAACAAUGUUUUCCCUCCUGCUUAGUUUUGGCAUUUGUGCUGUCACUAUUUGUUUACUUCUUCAGUAGCGCACGAACAGCUGUGCAAUGAGGUUGUAAAUGCGUUCGUGUAAUUUUUUUUUAAUUUCUCUGCGAAUUCGCGUAACAUAAAAUAAUUACAAUAAUGAAUGAAAUAUCUGGAAAGGAAAUACCUGGCCCAUCAGCUUGGGAUAAUCCAAUGCAUACACAGCAUGACUUAAACACCUCAAUGCUCGGAUCUCCCAAAAUACCAAAUGAAAUUAAUCUAAUGACCUCUCCUAAUGCUCCAUGCACACCCCAGGGGCCCCCAGCAGUGUCAGUUUUUAAUGAUGACUUACAUCCUGAACUUGUUCAUCAGGGUUGGAGAAAAUUUUGGUCUAAACGCGAAAAUCGACCUUAUUUUUGGAAUAAAUUAACUGGUGAAAGUUUAUGGGAGACACCACUAAUAAAAGCACAGUUCGAUCCUAUAACAGACCCUCUAGGCAUAUGCCAUGCUGGACCUCAACCAGUUACAACUUCACCCAUGGGUCUAAAACGCAGAGCUUCUGAGGAUGGUGGACCAAUAGCCAAAAAGUUUAUUUUACCGGGGCCAUGGGAUUUAGAGAUCCCAACAAAUGUUAUAAUUUAUGAACGCGCUCCAACUAUUGCUCCACAUCCACAUCCAGAAAUUGAGGGUUACCGAUGCGGUUUGACAUCAAAGCUGAGACAAUGUUAUCAGGAACUUUGCCAGUCAAGAGAAGGAAUAAAUGCACCAAAAGACUCUUUUAAUCGAUGGUUGAUGGAACGAAAAGUAAUUGAUCGUGGUACAGAUCCUUUGCUACCAAGUAACUGCUGCCCAGAACUGUCCAUGUCUAUGUUUCGAGAAAUUAUGAAUGACAUACCUAUUAAAUUAAUAAAGCCUAAAUAUACUGGAGAUGCUAGAAAGCAACUUUCUAGAUAUGCAGAAGCCGCAAAAAAGAUGAUAGAAUCACGCAAUGCUUCACCUGAAAGUCGAAAGGUAGUUAAAUGGAAUGUAGAAGAUACAUUUCAAUGGUUGCGAAGAACUGUUGGUGCCACACAUGAUGAUUUUCAGGAUAGACUUUCUCACUUAAAGAGACAAUGUCAACCACAUUUGACAGAAACAGUUAAGGUUUCUGUUGAAGGAGUUUGUUUGAAGAUCUACCAUCUAUCUGCUGAACAUGCGAGAAAAGUGAAAGAUAAACAUAGUGCACUGCUGAAAGAACAAGGCAUAGAAGAGUUAAGUGCUCCAAUACAACAAUCAGCAUUGCGAAAAGUAUGGUGUUAUCCCAUACAGUUUGCAAUACCUGCUACAAGAAUGCCAAUUGUAGACUAUAUGCCAGAUAAUAGAUCUCCGGACCAUACAUUAGUAACAUAUCAUAAAGAUACAGUUGCAAUAAAUACUACACACUUGACAAAAUUGGAGCAUCUGUACAGAUACAGUUGUUUUGAUGAUAAAAAAUUUGAACUAUUCAUUCCUCGAGUUUGGUGUCUGCUUAAAAGGUACAAUACCUUUCUGGGGGCAUAUCCCGAUUUAAGAAAUGGAGCUAGUCCUUCUGUUGAAGGUCAACUUACACAAGCAUCACUUCCCGUCACUGUCUUUGAAUGUUUGAACAAAAUGUUUGGUAUUACUUUUGAAUGUUUUGCAAGUCCUUUGAAUUGUUAUUUUCGACAAUAUUGCAGCGCAUUUUCUGAUACAGAUUCAUAUUUUGGAUCAAGAGGGCCUUUUCUGGACUUUAAGCCUGUGUCAGGGUCUUUCCAAGCAAAUCCACCAUUUUCAGAAGAAUUAUUAGAUGCAACUGUGCAUCAUAUGGAAAGGCUUCUGUCUGAUUCUCCAGAACCUUUAAGUUUCAUUGUUUUUCUUCCUGAGUGGAGGGAACCACCCUUAAAUUCUUUAAUGAAACUUGAAGCCAGCCACUUCAAACGGAAACAAGUAGUGGUGCCUGCAUGUGAACAUGAAUAUCGGCAUGGAUACCAACACCUUUUACCCAAGACGGAUAUAAAUGUGCGUUCUGUUCAUGGAACCUUGGUAGUAUGGUUACAAAAUAAUGCAGGAUACACGCGCUGGGGCCCUACAGAAGAGCGUGUCGAAGCACUUUUAGAAGCCUUUCGGCCAGGGAGAGAACGCGAACGAGAUAAACAAGAACUUCUAUCUCCUCAACGAGUUGUGGAACCGGAAAUGUUGAAACCCUCAAUAGCUACAGCGACUACGACCGCAAUUGUUAUACCGUGAUUAGUUACAAAGUGAGCAAAAUAGUGAAAAAAAAAUAUGACUAUAUUAUUUAUGAAAAUUCUUUUACUGGUAAAAGUAAAUUCUUUCAUCUUUUACUCGUCGACAACUUCAAUUUGAGACAUAAUUUCUAUGAAGUUAAUAUGUUGACACAAGCACUACUGCAAAAGUUAUAAUACUUAUGAAUUUGAAAGAUGAUAGAUAGAUAGUAAAAUUAUAAAAUGAAGAUGUGAUGUCAUAUUAUAUAUCGUUUAUAAGGAUAAGACCAAUAUAUCUUCAAUGUUAAAAUAUAAUAGAUUAGAUUUUUUUUUAUUAACAUGUAAUUUGUAUAACUCUCUCUUUACAUGUCUUAAUUGAUUUACGUGGUCUGUGGUAAAUUCAUAAUUCACAAAGUAUAAACAUCAUACUAAAGUUCGGUCAGAUCAGAUAGACAAUUUGAUAUUGCUUACAAGCCAAAAAGUUCAAUUUUCUUAUACGUUUAGAUAUAAUAUAU
Molecule: messenger RNA, 2930 nt
Organism: Ctenocephalides felis (cat flea)
Lineage: Eukaryota; Metazoa; Arthropoda; Insecta; Siphonaptera; Pulicidae
Product: phosphorylated CTD-interacting factor 1-like
Exons: 7
Coding region: 356-2440 (694 amino acids)
Cellular component (GO): nucleus
Molecular function (GO): RNA polymerase II C-terminal domain binding; mRNA (2'-O-methyladenosine-N6-)-methyltransferase activity
Source: RefSeq, a predicted model, not a curated record